Molecule: messenger RNA, 1067 nt
Organism: Andrographis paniculata
Lineage: Eukaryota; Viridiplantae; Streptophyta; Magnoliopsida; Lamiales; Acanthaceae
Product: allene oxide cyclase, chloroplastic-like
Exons: 3
Coding region: 131-859 (242 amino acids)
Biological process (GO): jasmonic acid biosynthetic process
Molecular function (GO): allene-oxide cyclase activity
Source: RefSeq, a predicted model, not a curated record
GUAGUAGUAGUACUACUACACAUUACAAUUUGCAAUAGGGUCAUCCCCAAAUUCCUGCACAUCAAUUAUUGCACAAAACACAACACACACAUACCAAACCAAACAAAACAAAACAAUCGCAGUACCAAAGAUGGCCACCGCUUCUUCCAUCUCCGCCACUCUUCCGGCUACCAAGCUCCGGCCGACCGGCGCCGCUUUCCUCCUCCCCCAGAAGGCGGCGCUUCCAUUCCGGCCGUCCAAGCAACCAUCUCUUCUCUCACUCUCCACUCGUAACAACAAAUCAAUAUCAAAAUCAUCCAUAUCCUGCUGCGCCGCUGCAGAUUCCAGAUCCUCCACGAAAGUCCAAGAGCUCCACCUCUACGAAAUCAACGAGCGCGACCGCGGCAGCCCCGCCUACCUCCGGUUGAGCCAGAAAACCGUCAAUUCCCUUGGAGAUCUCGUCCCCUUCUCCAACAAGAUAUACACCGGCGACCUGAAGAAGCGGGCGGGCAUAACGGCGGGGAUCUGCAUUCUGAUAAAGAACGAGGCGGAGAAGAAAGGCGACAGGUACGAGGCGAUUUACAGCGUGCACUUGGGGGACUACGGCAGCAUAUCGGUGCAGGGGGCGUACCUGACCUACGAGGACACCUACCUGGCCGUGACGGGGGGCUCCGGAAUCUUCGAGGGGGUGUACGGCCAGGUCAAGCUCCAGCAGAUCAUCUUCCCCUUCAAGAUCAAGUACACUUUCUACUUGAAAGGUAUCCAGGAUUUGCCGGCGGAGCUGCUCGGCGAUCCCGUUCCGCCGUCGCUCCAGGUCGAGCCAACGCCGGCAGCCAAGGCCUGCGAAUCCGGCGCCACCAUACCCAACUACAGUAACUAGAUUUUACUAUGAUACAGAGAUCUAUCUAAUCUGGUCUGGAAUGGAAGGGAUAGUGCGGUGUGGCGUGGUAGGGGCUUGCACUGUGAUAAUUUGUGUGUGAUGAUGGUGACUACAUGAUGUGAUAUGAUUUGAUUUCAAUUGUUUUCUUUACAAAAGUAAAGUCCCACGUGGAUGUUUUGUUUUUAUUAAAAAAUAUUGUAUUAAUAUA